GUGACGCUGCGUGCCACUGCAGCAGGUGUGGACGCUUUACUGUUUGUUAUUUCUUUAUUUCAGUGUGACCUGUGUGAGCUGUCGGGGCCCAUGCCACAGCAACGUGUGGUCAAAGUGAAGCCGGUCCUUUUGCGGGUCUGUGAGGUUAAACUGUGGAGAUGUGUUCAGCUGAGGAGGACGGAACCUCCAGUCAGCUCAACAAGUUUGAGAAACUGUCGUGGAGGCCCUCAAUCCGCGACUCAGGCUCCAAGAAGCGAGCACGAUGGCUUCAGGCUCGGCGCAUCUUCUCCCCGUCCUGCCCCAACCUGCGGAUCCCCAACAGGUUUCUGAGAGAAGGGACUGAAAACGUAGUCUGUCAUGAACGUGUCCCUCCCACAGGACACUGUGUACCCCCCGCCCGGAGUGGACACCGCUGUGUUGCAGACAGUGCCAACCUGUAUGUGUUUGGAGGCUACAACCCAGACUUUGAGGAGGCAGGCGGUUCAGAGAAUGAAGACUACCCUCUUUUCAGGGAGCUCUGGCGGUUUCAUUUUGCCACAGCGACCUGGCAGCAGGUCCGCACGGAGGGUUACAUGCCCACUGAGCUCGCCUCUAUGUCAGCUGUUUUACACGGUAACAACCUGCUCGUGUUUGGCGGCACUGGGAUUCCAUUCGGUGAAAGCAACGGCAACGACGUCCACGUUUGCAACGUUCAGUACAAACGAUGGAAUCUGCUCAACUGCAGGGGGAAGAAACCAAACAAGAUCUAUGGACAGGCGAUGGUCAUCAUAAACGGCUACCUCUAUGUGUUUGGAGGGACAACGGGGUACCUUUACAGCACCGACCUGCACAGGCUGGACCUGACCACCAGGGAGUGGACCCACCUCAAACCCAACAAUGCACCCUCAGAUCUACCUGAGGAGAGGUACAGACAUGAACUGGCUCAUGACGGACAGAGAAUAUACAUUUUAGGAGGCGGGACUUCAUGGACGUCGUAUGCCCUUGAUAAGAUUCACGCGUAUAAUUUAGAAACCAACUACUGGGAGGAAAUAGUGACAAAACCUCAUGGAAAAAUAGGAUUUCCCGCUGCUCGCCGGUGUCACAGCUGUGUGCAGGUCAAAGAUGAGGUGUUUAUAUGCGGGGGUUAUAAUGGAGAAAUGAUCCUGUCCGACCUGUGGAAGAUCAACCUGCAGACUUUUCAGUGGACCAAGCUGCCUGCCGUCAUGCCAGAACCGGCGUACUUUCACUCUGCUGCAGUCACACCGGCCGGCUGCAUGUACGUGCACGGCGGCGUGGUGAACAUGUCCGGGAACAGGAGGACUGGAUCUCUGUACAAAGUGUGGUUGACGGUGCCCAGCCUUCUGGAACUGACCUGGGAGAAACUGCUGAAAACCUUCCCUCAUGUAGCCCAGCUGUCCGCCCCUCAGCUGCUCAGCCUGGGACUGACACACACGUUGAUACAGCGACUCAAAUAGUGAGCAGCACUGACACUAAAACGAGCCCGCCAGAAGGUUUCUCCAACAGGACACAGAAGGUCUGAUGAUGUCAGUAAGAGAAAAGUUUUAAAAGCCUUUUUGACUUUUGUAAAUAUGUUUACUUUUAUUAUUUGUUAUUUUAAACGCUUGGCGUGAUGAGUUUCUCUGUGUAGGAAUGUGUCAGAGUUGACUUUGCACACAUCCAAUCAGAGGCCAUCACGCUCUGCUGAUUCCAUUUUCUCCAAAUACUUCAAAAGUUUCUCAUGUUUUGGGUUCACUGUAGUUCAUUUUUGUUUGUUUUUUAAUUUUUUUUACAACGUAGAACUGUCAGAAAUGAGUCGAUUGGGAAUAGUUUCAUGACAAAGAACACUUCUUCUUGAAAGACAAAAUGAAUGUUGCUUCUGCUUGUAUAAUAUCGGCUUCCUUCAAGCUCUCUUUACUGUUUCUGUCUAAUGUAACGCAUGUUGAGUCAGCUGCUGCUGCUGCAUUCACUGUGAUGGAGAGUAACUGUUAAACAGUGCUGGAUGUUAAUUUUUUAGUUUGAAAAUUGCUACAUUUCUCUAAAGACUGCUGAUGAAGUAUGUAGACCACUUAACUGUGAAACCUCAACAGUCUGAUACGGUCGAUCACUAAAUGAAUCAUCGUUUAGCCUCUCGUCUUAAAUUACAUUUAGUUCAUUAGGCCAAGUUUUAAAUCGAUAUCCGCUCCCCUGACUGCUGUGAUCAGACCUUAUGAUCCAAAACAUCUUCAACAUGGCAUCACUGUGAAUCUUCUUGUGCCUCUCAUUUUAAAAAAUGAAGCUUAGCAUGUCAGAGAUGAAUUUAUACACCUGUAGCUUCACAGUGAUCCUCGAGCCUUUUUAAUUUCCUCAUUUAGUGCCUUCUCAAUUUCCAAACUGACAGAAGCAUUGCUUUUAUAAAUUGUGUAAAUCUUUUUUUUUUUUAAAGGUUUUUUUUAGUUUUCUUCUUCUGUGAUCUACCUGGUUCUUCACACUUUAGCCCUUUUGUGGUUCUGAACUUCUGAAGACUCAUCAGGACAUAGUGCUUUUCUUAGUUCUUAGAUAUGUGUUACCUAAUUUAUUUAAAAUCAUGAGUUUAUUCUCAUUUGAAGCCUUUUUAUUGCAUAGCAUUAUGUUAUUAGUUUUUUUUUUACCCGUUGUCUUUUUUUUUCUGAAGACUGCUGUAGUGCUGUGGUACUUAGAAAAUAGUUGGUAUAGGACUUUGUUCACUUUGAACCAGGUAGAGUAUGUUUUGUGGUACUCAGGAUGUUGAAUACUAUGAUCAGUCUGCACGGCUCGGGGAAAAACACUCAGCUUGCCAAGAUGUCAACAGACGGCCAUUUUUGUGAAAACAGAUAUAAUUAUGUCAAGAUCUUUGGUCACUGUGGACUGUAAAGCUGUAAAACCUGUAGUACAACUCCCAGCUGCUCAUGGAGAGUCACAUGAUUGCCUUUUUUUUUUUUUUUUUUAAAGGAGACUUCUUUCUUGACUUACAAUUGAAAAUCUGCGGCAUCUCAUGCUACACAUUCCUAACACUAAGCUGACUAUCAUUAAAGUCAUCUAUAUCUGAUUGAGAAGCAGCAGUCUGCUUCAGGACUUGAUCGAUGUUCUGCCUUGCUGAAGAUGGAUUUGUUUCUAUUUGCAUCUUUUUUUGAUGUUCAAGUCAAACGAUGUCUUUUGCAUGUCCGUACGGUGUGCAUGUGACUCGAUGGGAGAAAAAAGCCGUUCUGGCUUUAAUGUACAUUAUGUUUUAUUGUUUUGUAAUUCCUGUCUGUCCAAACAAUAAAAACACAGACAGCCCCGUUUUUUUUU
Labrus bergylta (ballan wrasse) is the source of this 3264-nucleotide messenger RNA. RefSeq names its product kelch domain-containing protein 10. The record is from RefSeq and is a predicted model, not a curated record. Gene Ontology annotation, molecular function: protein binding. Gene Ontology annotation, biological process: positive regulation of stress-activated MAPK cascade. Lineage: Eukaryota; Metazoa; Chordata; Actinopteri; Labriformes; Labridae.